GUUGACAUUUUGGAAGAUGACCUGAUUAAAAAUGUUAUCAUACUACAGACUGUGCAAAAAGAGGUAAAACAUCGAAGCCUGCCAGCACAUAAAAGAAUACGUGAUAUCAUCGCAAACAAGGAGAAGAAAUUCUAUGUUUUCACCAACGAACAUCAUAAAGACACUUUCAUAGAAAGAGAGGGUGGUGAGAGUGCUAAUGAUUACAAUGACCGUGCAAUCAGGAAUGCCACUAGCUGGUUUAAUGGUCAUCUGGAUAGGUGUAAGCGGCACCCUGACCAUCAGAAUGAUCAUGUAAAAGUUGUUCUGCUGACAAAUGAUCAGGCCAAUCGGGAAAAAGCAAUCGGAGACGGACUGCAGGCCUACACAAUUCAUGAAUAUGUGAAGUCGUUGACUGCUAAGCCUGAGUUAGUUGAUAGACUGGCAUUGAUUGCCGAGAAUGAACAGAAGAUGGACAAGGCAAAUGCGGACAUUAUGGUACAAGGGAAAGUAAUGUUUCCAGAAUACGUUGUAGGCAACCAGCUUCACUUGGGGAUUAAGUUGGGCAAGUAUCUUCAGGGCACGUUUCACGCAAGUAGAGAGAAUUACAAAGAAGGAAGUGUAAAUAUACAGGAUCAAGAGAAAGCGGUAUUUAUCAAAGGUUUGGCUAAUUUGAACCGUUCAGUUCAUGGGGAUGUUGUUGCUGUAGAGAUGCUACCUGAAGACGAAUGGACUUGUCCGUCAUCAUUAGUAAUGGUGGACAACUCCAAGAAAGAUGAAUUUGACGACGAUGACUUUAAAAAUGAAUCUGAUCCGGAGAAAAACCCAGUGAGAAAGGAACUUAGAGAACCCACCGGUAGAGUUGUCGGUAUUAUCAAACGUAACUGGCGGCCGUACUGUGGAAUUCUUCAACCAUCAUUAUUGAAAGAAGGCACACGACAUCUUUUCAUAGCAGCAGAGAAGCGAAUUCCAAAAGUGAGAAUAGAAACAAGGCAAUUUGAGUCCCUCAGAGGCUGUAGAAUAGUAGUGUCAAUAGAUAGCUGGCCUAGAAAUUCUAGAUACCCUUUGGGUCAUUUUGUGAAAAAGCUCGGAGAGAUUGGAGACCGCGAGACUGAGAACGAAGUACUUCUACUGGAACAUGACAUUCCACAUGAAGUGUUCUCCUCAAACGUUUUAAGCUUUUUACCCAAACUUCCAUGGACCAUCACACAAGAGGAUUAUGAAAGUCGUGAGGAUCUGCGGCAUCUUGAUAUAUGCAGCGUGGAUCCACCCGGUUGCACGGAUAUUGAUGAUGCGUUGCACUGUAGGAAGUUGGAUAAUGGUCUGUUGGAGGUCGGUGUCCAUAUUGCUGAUGUGAGUCAUUUCAUCAAGCCAGGGAAUGCCUUGGACGACGAAGCUGCAAAUAGGGGAACAACAGUCUAUCUUGUAGACAAGAGGAUUGAUAUGGUUCCUGAUCUGCUGAGUUCAAAUCUGUGUUCUUUACGUGAGAAAGAGGAGCGCUUUGCAUUCUCCUGUAUCUGGGAGAUGACAGAGGAUGCUGAAGUGGUUUCAACAAGGUUUUGUAAAAGUGUCAUCUGCUCAAGGAGUGCGUAUACAUACGAGCAAGCACAGUUGAAGAUAGAUGAUAAGUCGCAGUCCGAUGCACUAACGUUAAGUCUGCGUAACCUGAACAAGUUGGCUAAGAUACUGAAAAGAGGGAGGAUGAGCAAUGGAGCUUUGACAUUAGCUUCGGCUGAGAUUCGUUUUAACAUCGAUUCAGAGACGCAUGACCCCAUUGACGUGCAAGCUAAGCAGAUGCGAGACACCAAUUCCAUGGUCGAGGAGUUCAUGUUGCUUGCGAACAUCUCGGUUGCGAAGCGAAUCUUGCAGAGUUUCUCGGAGUGUGCUCUCUUGCGUCGACAUCCCAUUCCUCCACCUUCAAACUUUGACACGAUUAUCAAAGCAGCCAAGUCUAUGGGUUUUACCAUUGUGAUUGACAGCGGCAAGGCGCUUUCAGACUCGUUAGAUGCGGCUGUCAAGCCAGACCGGCCUUACUUCAAUACGUUGCUUCGCAUGAUGACUACGCGGUGUAUGACGCAGGCGUUGUAUUUCAGUAGCGGUACUGUUCCUGAAUCUGAUUACCACCAUUUUGGUCUGGCAGCGCCGAUUUACACGCAUUUUACAUCACCAAUUAGAAGAUACUCUGACUUAAUGGUUCACCGUAUGCUUGCCGUCUGCAUCAAAGCUGACAGGUCGUAUCCGGACCUCCUCCAGAAGGAUAAGAUACAGGCCAUCUGCAACAACCUCAACUAUCGGCACCGCAUGGCACAGUAUGCUGGUAGGUCGUCAGUUGGCCUCCAUACACAGAUAUUCUUCAAGAACAAGAGAGAGGAUGAAGAAGGUUAUGUGAUGUUUGUCCGGAAAAAUGCUCUGCAGAUUUUCAUCCCAAAGUACGGCUUAGAAGGAACUCUAUUUUUGAAACCAGAAGACAAAUCUGCUGCAAGUUUGUUUACUUUCAAUGAAGAGGAUCAAACUCAGAGUGCUGGUGACAUCUGUCUGCAUAUGUUUGAUCCUGUAACAGUUCAGCUGAGCAUCAAUGAUACGGAUGUCCAGCAUCAAAGAUUAAUGCUACGUUUGGUGAAACCUCAGAUUGCAGAUUUUAGCGUUCCGCCAGCCACAGCAGCUGAUGAUAGUAGUGAGCCCCCAACAAAGAAAAUGAAGGCAUCGCCAAGCUAGCGUAAUUUCAAUAACACCAAAUGUGAUUGACCAGAUUCGAGAUGUCACGCUAACACUGGUUCAGACCCACAAGGUCUUGGCAUGAUGCUUGUAUUUUAAGACUUGCUUGACAGACCAAAGAGCUUAUGCAUACAUUGCAAAACAAAAUCUGUGUAUUAGUGCGAUUAAUACAUUUUCUGAAAUCUUUUGUCUGUCAAUUUCUUAAACCUGGCAUGUCUGUUAUUUUGUACAAGUGAAAUAUUAAAUUUUUAAAACGUGAAAACAGGAGUAUUGCUUACAAUACUGUACAUGCAAACCACCACUUUCAAUGUGUUUUACUGCAGCUGAACCUACUUUUAUUUUGGUUUGGUUGCUUUUAACACCACCAGUGAAGGAAAGUGGCACUGCAGAAGUGAUAUAUUGUGCCCAGAGUAGAGUAGAGUAGGAUGUAUGAUAAAUUGUUGGGCCUAGAUGUAGGCAAAGCCGUAUAUUUUCUGAGAGGGGCUAAGCUGUCCAAGUGAGCUGCAUGUCAUCCGAGGGCCGUAUGCCCAAACGAGAUUUUUUUUUUUUUUUUUUUUUUUAAGGGGAAAUUGCACUCUCCAAGACUGAGACUACCAUUUCUCGCCAUCUGUUGGCGCCGCCACUGAGGUCGAGUGGGACUAACUCUUAGGCCUUGAUGCAACCCUAAUGCGACAAUGGUCCUACAGUGUAUGUAUGCCCUGAGUAAUAAGUGUUGGGCCUAAGUGUAGGCCUGAUGUGAUGAAAUUGUUUUUUUAUGGAGCAUUGGAUGUACUGUAUUCAGAUGUGGUAGUGACGUUUUUGUGUAAAAUGGAAUGUGCAUUCAUUUGACACGCAUGCCAAGUACAGUGUGUUGAUAGAUGACCAAUGGCUGAUAGCACCUUGUCAGAUUAAUUUUUACCUAGUUUCUGCAGUAUCAGGAGCCUAUUUUUAGAUAUGCCAUCUAAACUGGUUUUGGGGAAGUCUUUGUGUUUUAGGUUUUACUAUGGAUGGCCUGACGAAAGAUAUUUUAACUGUGCCAUCAGGAUUAUUUGUUGCCUUUAUAAUUACAAACUUAUUUCAUAUAAUUUUGACUCUUGGUGUGUAUAUGACAAUUUGACACACUGCAAUAAAACAAUGGUUAAAUAACAGCCAUUCCAUGAGCAUUUCAAAAUAUACUUUAAUGUAUUUUACAGUACAAGCAUGCAACCAAUAAUGUUGUAUUUUAUAGAUUUUAAUAAAUUUGCAUAAAUACAAAAUCAAAA
Molecule: messenger RNA, 3932 nt
Organism: Anneissia japonica
Lineage: Eukaryota; Metazoa; Echinodermata; Crinoidea; Comatulida; Comatulidae
Product: exosome complex exonuclease RRP44-like
Biological process (GO): rRNA catabolic process
Cellular component (GO): nuclear exosome (RNase complex); cytoplasmic exosome (RNase complex)
Molecular function (GO): 3'-5'-RNA exonuclease activity; RNA binding; endonuclease activity
Source: RefSeq, a predicted model, not a curated record